Molecule: messenger RNA, 2708 nt
Organism: Lingula anatina
Lineage: Eukaryota; Metazoa; Brachiopoda; Lingulata; Lingulida; Lingulidae
Molecular function (GO): calcium ion binding
Source: RefSeq, a predicted model, not a curated record
GGCAUUUUUUGUCGUGUAAAUAGCAGGGUGGAUCAGAUUCACCUGUGAAUGUACAUUUUUAGAGUAGGUAGUUGGCCAAUGUUAUCCAUAUGAUUGGAUCUAUGUCAGUGAGAAGAGUGACUGAGUGGUGAAUACUAAUAUUAUUGGCCCUGGUUCUUCAGUCAGACGGCAGCGUUAGUGGCAUAUGCUGUACAACCAGUAUUGUUCAUAGAAAAAAUAGGCCUAGUGAUUGUUUCGAGAAGGUUGGGAGGAAGAGUUCAUCAGUAUGUCAAAUGAUACACCUUGGAAAAAACCAAUACCUACUCCAGGGAAGCUCAAAAUUCCUGGAAAACUGCAGAGUUUACAGGAGAAGCAGGAGAAAUUGAAACCGCCCAUACCAGUUAAAAGAAAAGAAGUUAAACCACAAUCUCCAUCUGCCCCAGCAAAGGAAGAGACAAAUAGUACCCCAGCUAAGCCCAGUGUUGAGGCAAAGAAAGAGACUAAACUAGUAUCUGCAUUGAAGCAGCCAAAGCCUGUAGAGCAGAAGGCCAAAACUGCAGAAGCUGUUGUGAAGAAGGAACCUUUGGUUGAAAAGAAGGACGCUGCCGUCAUAAAGAAAGAACCUUCAAUCUUAAAGAAAGAAUCGAAGGUUGAAAAGAAAGAACCUGCUCCUAUAAAAAAGGAACCUACUGUUGCAAAGAGGGAACCUUCAGCUGUAAAGAAAGAACCGAAGGUUGGGAAAAAAGAGACUGUUGUUGAAAAAGAAGAACCAACAGUUGAGAAAAAAGAGAUUGUUGCUGAAAAACAAGAGCCUCCUGUGGAGAAAAAAGAGACUGUUGUUGAAAAGAAAGAGCCUACAGUUGUAAAGGAAGAACCAAUUGUUGAAAAGAAAGAAGAACCUACGCCAGUAGAUUCUACGCCUUCAGAAAAAAGGAGACCUUUAAAACCCAUAAAACCCAAAGAAGAUAAAAAAGAUACCCGAGACCUAGGCAAGAUGUCAUCCCGUAAGACAAAAGGAAAGACCACCAAGAAGAGGGCCCAGCGUGCCACUUCCAAUGUCUUUGCUAUGUUUGAUCAGGCCCAGAUUCAAGAAUUUAAGGAGGCCUUCAAUAUGAUCGAUCAGAACAGAGAUGGUUUCAUUGACAAGGAGGAUUUGGGUGAUAUGCUGGCUUCAUUAGGUAAGAACCCCACUGAUGAUUACCUUGAAGCGAUGAUGAAUGAAGCACCAGGGCCAAUUAAUUUCACCAUGUUUCUCACCAUGUUUGGAGAGAAACUGAAUGGCACAGACCCAGAAGAUGUCAUCAAAAAUGCAUUUGGUUGUUUUGAUGAGGAAGGGACUGGUUACAUUCCAGAGGAGAGACUGAGAGAACUAUUGACAACUAUGGGGGACAGAUUUUCUGAGGAUGAUGUUGAUGAGAUGUUCAGAGAAGCUCCUAUCAAGAAUGGUAACUUCUAUUACAUAGAUUUCACAAAAAUCCUCAAGCAUGGCAAGAAGGAUGAAGAUGACCAGUAGACCACAUGCAAAUAGACUUUUACUAUUUUUCUAGCUGAGAAAUAUUGCCAUACUUAUAAAUACAUAUAAUGGCUACAUUGGCUGAAGUAUGAUUGCUAUGCUGUCAAUGAAACCAUUUAUGAGUUGCCAAUAUAUUAGCUUGCCCAAGUGGUGUAUAUUAUCCUCAUGGUGAUUUGUAGAAGACUUCCAUUAUUAUGAUAUAGUAUAACUAAAUUUAAACUAGUAAAAUGGGUUUUUUUAACUUUGUAAAUUUAUCAGCUUGAAACUUUGAACAACUUCUCAUUUCCACUUAGAUACUUAGAGUUUAUUACUGAAUGUAGAAAUCUGUUUUUUCUCUUAAUUUUUUGAAGAUUUAGCAUCACGUGUUGGUGUAUUCAAAUUGGCUUCAGUUGUUAGCUAUUUCGUUUACAUUAUCACAUCGUCUUCUGAACUACCUUACAGGUGGUGGAAUUGUUGGAUUGUAAAUAUGAAAUUUAACAGGAAAGAGAUUCAUAGAUGUUAACUUUAAUAUUUAUGUCCUUGUUGUUUAAAAAUGUUGCAGCUUCAUAACAUAUUUAGUGACUGCAUACAAGAUAAGAAAAGACAAAUUUGUUAGAAAGUGUAUGACUAAAAUGAAUCUGUAAUGGAAAGGCAAUACUCUUCUUUUAUAUAUAGCUUAAAAGGUCAGGUUUGUGGUGACAUUAUAGGUAGAGAUGGAUGUUGCUUACAGUGUGGACUGUAGAAUGUGUACCUCAAAGUAUGUGAUGUCAUUUAGAUAACAAGAAAAGAGAUGAUACCAUUUAUGGUUGUUAGCCUAACAUCAUCAAGGCAAUUGAAUAAUUUGAACAUGAAAGAACCAAAAUCACAUUUUUUUUUUCAUUUGUCAAAAUGUAACUACAUGCAACUCCAUUCAAUGACUAUGCAACAAAAGCAGUCUUGGGUCAGUGCUAUUUCAGUAUGAUAUAAUUUGUUAACCUGUCAACUUAAAACAGCUGAACAUUAAAGGUUUAAAAAAAUGUUUGACUUUACUUACUGCAUGGUUUUAGAUAUCUAUGAAAUUUUUAAUCUACAUACAUUGUGUUCACAACUAAAAUAUUGAGUAUCAGUAUACGUCCUUAGAGUGUACAAUUUUAAUGUAUGUUGUUGAUGGGAACCUGCUUCCUCCACCCCUCCCGCCCCCUUUAAUAUUCAGAGAAGUUCAGGGUGUAUCUUAAAGGCCUAAUAUCUGCAGUUGAAA